AACUCCGAAUACUCUCUCCAAUCGUAACUCGCGCCAUCAACUCACUGAGCCAACUCCGUUCUGUUGCGCCUGUCAGUUCCGUACCUAAAAGCUUUUCCCUUCCCCAUGGAGAUCGACUCCGCGGUGGAACAACCACCACCACAACAGCCGAUCACCUCCGCAACGGCCACCGACGGCGUAAACCAGACGCAGUCUCCAUCGGGUUCGAUGGGGAAAGAGGAGAGUGACGGAGUAAAGACGGUGUCGUUGUUGUCGGCGGCGAGGUUCGAUGACGACGAGGAAGAGGAGGAUGUUUGCAGGAUCUGUAGAAAUCCAGGAGAUGCGGAGAAUCCGUUACGGUAUCCUUGCGCAUGUAGUGGAAGUAUUAAGUUUGUUCAUCAGGAUUGUCUCCUUCAGUGGCUUAAUCAUAGUAAUGCUCGCCAGUGCGAGGUUUGCAAACAUCCUUUUUCUUUCUCUCCUGUUUAUGCUGAGAAUGCCCCAGCUAGGCUUCCUUUUCAGGAGUUUGUAGUAGGGAUGACAAUGAAGACUUGUCAUGUUCUACAAUUCUUUUUGCGUCUUAGUUUUGUGCUUUCAGUUUGGCUUCUAAUUAUACCCUUUAUUACGUUUUGGAUAUGGCGCUUGGCUUUUGUGAGGAGUUUAGGUGAAGCCCAGAGGUUAUUCUUAAGUCACAUCUCCACUACUGUUAUUCUUACUGAUUGUCUGCAUGGGUUCCUGCUUUCUGCGAGUAUUGUUUUCAUUUUUCUUGGCGCCACUUCUCUAAGAGAUUACUUCAGGCAUUUAAGAGAGCUUGGAGGACAGGAUGCUGAGAGAGAAGAUGAAGGAGACAGAAACGGUGCCCGUGCUGCAAGACGACCACCAGGACAGGCUAAUAGAAAUGUUGCUGGUGAGGUAAAUGCUGAAGAUGCUGGUGGAGCACAAGGAAUUGCUGGGGCUGGUCAAAUAAUCCGAAGGAAUGCAGAGAAUGUUGCUGCUCGAUGGGAGAUGCAGGCAGCUCGUCUCGAGGCUCAUGUUGAACAGAUGUUUGAUGGUUUAGAUGAUGCUGAUGGUGCAGAGGAUGUGCCCUUUGAUGAGCUCGUUGGCAUGCAGGGUCCUGUUUUUCAUUUAGUUGAAAAUGCAUUUACUGUUUUGGCUAGCAAUAUGAUAUUCCUCGGUGUUGUAAUCUUUGUGCCAUUUUCUCUGGGACGGAUUAUCCUGUACUACAUAUCAUGGCUUUUCUCUUCUGCAAGUGUUCCUGUGCUGUCAACAGUUAUGCCACUUACAGAUACUGCUCUCUCUUUAGCAAAUAUCACCUUGAAGAAUGCAUUAACUGCUGUUGAAAAUUUGACAUCUGAAGGUGAAGAUGGUGGUGGAGUUCUUGGUCAGGUUGCGGACAUGUUGAAUGUAAAUGCCAGUGGACUAAAUGAAGUCUCAAAUAACAUAAGCAGUUCACUUUCUGCAGAUAUCUUAAAAGGGGCAAGUGUUGGCACGUCACGGCUUUCUGAUGUCACGACUCUUGCUAUUGGAUACAUGUUUAUAUUCUCUCUAGUCUUCUUCUAUCUUGGUGGUGUUGCUUUAAUUCGGUACACUAAGGGUGAACCUUUGACCAUGGGGAGGUUUUACGGUAUCGCUUCUAUAGCAGAGACAAUUCCAUCCCUCUUCAGGCAGUUCUUGGCAGCAACGAGACAUUUGAUGACCAUGAUUAAGGUUGCCUUCCUUCUAGUUAUUGAACUCGGGGUGUUCCCUUUGAUGUGUGGAUGGUGGCUGGAUAUUUGUACAAUAAGGAUGUUUGGAAAGUCUAUGGCUCAAAGAGUUCAGUUCUUCUCAAUUUCUCCUUUAGCAAGCUCGUUAGUUCAUUGGGUUGUAGGAAUUGUUUACAUGCUACAAAUCAGCAUCUUCGUGAGCCUUCUUCGUGGGGUUUUGCGCCAUGGUGUGUUGUAUUUUCUUCGAGAUCCAGCAGAUCCUAACUACAACCCAUUCCGUGAUCUAAUUGAUGAUCCUGUGCACAAGCAUGCUCGCAGAGUUUUACUGUCUGUUGCAGUUUAUGGAAGUCUAAUUGUGAUGCUUGUAUUCUUACCUGUUAAACUUGCUAUGAGAAUGGCACCUUCCAUUUUUCCACUGGACAUUUCGGUAUCCGACCCAUUUACUGAAAUUCCAGCUGACAUGCUUCUCUUUCAAAUCUGCAUCCCGUUUGCCAUUGAGCAUUUUAAGUUGCGGACCACAAUCAAGUCCCUUCUCCGCUACUGGUUUACAGCAGUAGGCUGGGCACUUGGCUUAACAGAUUUCUUACUGGCUGGAGCUGAGGACAAUGGUGGUCAAGACAAUGGAAAUGUGGAGCAAGGAAGGCAGGAUAGACUACAGGCUGCACAACAAGGUGGACAAGACAGGGCCCUAGUGGCUCUUGCAGCUGCAGAUGACCAAAACAGUUCCACUCUUGCAGCCGGAACUUCUGCAGAGGAGGAUGAGAUUGAUGAGCAAUCUGAUUCAGACAGGUACAGCUUUGUUCUACGGAUUGUCCUCUUGCUGGUGGUAGCAUGGAUGACUCUACUUAUGUUCAACUCCACGUUGAUAGUUGUUCCAAUAUCACUUGGGCGUGCACUUUUCAAUGCCAUUCCUCUUCUGCCAAUAACUCAUGGCAUCAAGUGCAAUGAUCUAUAUGCUUUUGUAAUUGGAAGUUACGUCAUUUGGACUGCUUUAGCUGGAGCAAGAUACUCCAUUGAGCAAAUUAGAACAAAGAGGGCAACAGUUUUGUUUAGGCAAAUCUGGAAGUGGUGCAGCAUUGUUCUCAAGAGCUCGGCUCUAUUGUCAAUAUGGAUUUUUGUUAUUCCAGUAUUGAUUGGGCUGCUCUUCGAGCUUUUGGUAAUUGUGCCUAUGCGGGUGCCUGUAGAUGAAAGCCCUGUUUUCCUUCUGUAUCAAGAUUGGGCAUUAGGGCUCAUCUUUCUCAAGAUAUGGACUCGGCUGGUAAUGUUGGACCAGAUGAUGCCGCUGGUGGAUGAAAGUUGGAGAAUAAAAUUCGAAAGGGUGAGAGAAGAUGGUUUCUCAAGGCUGCAAGGCCUUUGGGUCCUGCAGGAGAUUGUUUUCCCAAUAAUAAUGAAGCUGCUAACAGCCUUGUGUGUACCUUAUGUCUUAUCAAGAGGAGUAUUUCCUGUUCUUGGGUACCCAUUAGCAGUAAACUCAGCAGUGUACCGAUUUGCAUGGCUGGGAUGCCUCUGCUUCAGCCUGUUGUGCUUUUGUGGCAAGAGAUUUCAUGUCUGGUUCACCAACCUUCACAAUUCCAUUCGUGAUGAUCGCUAUCUCAUUGGUCGCAGGCUUCAUAACUAUGGAGAGUAUAAAGAGAAGCAGCAAAAUGAGGCAGGGACUUCCUCAGAAGCACAGAUUUCAAAUUCUCAGGGCACGGGUUUGAUUGGAGAAGUUGAUGUAGGAGGAAUAAGAUUAAGACGUGCUAUUCGAGAUGAAGCUUAAUUUAUGCACUAGUUUGAAUGCCUGCCGAGGCUGAUAACCAGUGGUGGGAUCCAUAGCCUCGUGAUGUCAACAGGAUGUGCCAUCGGGAGUUUUUCAAAACGUGCUCGUAACUUUAGAGUUGUUUUUGUGCAUAUUAUACAUGUCAGAUUAGAAAUUUAGGAGAGAGAACAUCCCGAGUGUUUCAUUUCCAAUGAAAUUCUGUUUUACGUGUAUACUCGAUUAUUUGCUGUAUGCACAUGCUUGAUGAUUGCGGAAAACCCAGUCAUCCCUUGUUAAAUUCGAUGUAACCCACUAAUUGCUUUC
Messenger RNA from Populus trichocarpa (black cottonwood), 3741 nucleotides. RefSeq names its product probable E3 ubiquitin ligase SUD1. NCBI's taxonomy places the organism in Eukaryota, Viridiplantae, Streptophyta, Magnoliopsida, Malpighiales, Salicaceae. Bases 106 to 3438 code for a protein of 1110 amino acids. Gene Ontology annotation, molecular function: zinc ion binding. Gene Ontology annotation, cellular component: endoplasmic reticulum membrane. The record is from RefSeq and is a predicted model, not a curated record. The transcript has 9 exons.